AUUUUCUGUCUUUGCAUGUCCUGUCUAUGCUCUUAGUGAGGUCCGUGAUCUUGGUGUAGAUAAAUCUGAAGCCUGAUAUUUGUUUAUAUUUAAAUCCCACAGAAGGUAAGUGAUCUGUGAUCUGUGAUCUGUGAUCUGUGGUUAGAGGCGCAUCUGCGCGUUUGUGGCUCCAGGGUCACACCUUCAGCAGACAGCUGCGCAGGAGGAUGGACGGCGCUUCCCUACAGGCUGUGGGAGCUGCUCUCCGACCACAAGGAGAAGUGAGACAAAUGAGAAAAAGUGAGCAGCUGUAAGACUAUUUCAAUAUUUUCAAUUGAGAGGAGAUGCUGUAAGUGCAAGCUCCUCCACUGGGCAUGCUCGAUCUGGUUUGAAACAGGAGCAGAGAGGCUCGGUGUGAAUAACAGGCAGUUUGGGCGUUUUUUUUGAGGAGGCUCGUCGCCCUCUUCAUCCUCGAUUCUCCUUAUCUGGUUUGGUGUACAGAUCUGAGAAGAGGACCGAUCUCCCUUUGAUCUGACUGGGAUAUUUUUCAUCCCGAUCAUGCAUGAAUGACACCGGUGAAGAUCUGCGCUCUGAUCUUAUCUGCUGAGACAAAGAGCGGCCGUGUGUAGCGGUGGCGUCGCCCAAAGAGCGCGGAGAGGGAGCGGGCUGAGCUGAGCGUGAGGGAGGCGAGUCUGGAGGCAGCUCCGCGUCUCCAUCAGACGCUGUCCGCUCAGCACCACCGCAGUCACCUUGCUGUGAAAGUCACGAACAACAGGCGACCUGCUGGAUUCAAUGAGCCGAUCUGGAAACUGUUGCCGUUUGUGUUUUGUUUCGGGUUUCUGAUCUGGGAGCAAUGUGACGUCCGUUCCUAAUGUGAUUCCAUUGGCUGCACUCAUUUUGGAUGUCGAUUUUAUACCUUCAGCAGAGCCUGGCAAUGUUAACAGUUUGAAAUCAGCCAGGUGCAUGUCAGGUGAUGGUAAGGAGUACAGGGUAAUAGAGGGAAAGCAUGUCAAACACCACUGAUUUCCUCCCAACUGGCGACUGGUUGCUUUGUGCGUAAUUGCUGUGCGCCCGCCGAUAUAGAGGUACAUCUAGACUGACCUUUGCAAUGAGGGGAACUUAGUGGAGAAAUGCCUAAGGGACGCGAUGGGCCUGAGCGACGACAAGGAUCGCAUUGUGAUAAACGUGGGAGGGAUCAGACAUCAGACAUACCGCAGUACCCUGCGCACCCUACCUGGAACCCGCUUGUCCUGGCUGGCCGAGCCUGACGCGCCCAACCACUUCGACUAUGACGCCAAGAUCGAGGAGUUCUUCUUCGACCGACACCCGGGCGUUUUUGCACACAUCCUUAAUUACUACAGGACGGGUAAACUGCACUGCCCGGCCGACGUCUGCGGGCCGCUGUAUGAGGAGGAGCUGGCCUUCUGGGGCAUCGAUGAGACAGACGUGGAGCCAUGCUGCUGGAUGACCUAUCGACAGCACCGGGAGGCAGAGGAGGCCCUUGAUAGUUUCGGCGGAGGGGGUCUGUUAGACCUGGGGAGCGAGGAUCCGGAGCCAGAGCCGGAGCAUGAGGAUGAUGAUGAGAUGACAAGGAGGCUGGCGCAGGGGGAUUCGCCUGAUGUGAGGAGUGGCAGCCUGUGGAGCCGCUGGCAGAAACGGGUCUGGGCUCUGUUCGAGGAUCCAUACUCUUCAAAAUAUGCCAGGUGGAUUGCUCUGGCCUCGCUUUUCUUCAUUCUGGUGUCGAUCACCACCUUCUGUCUGGAGACCCACGAAGCCUUCAACCCGAUUGUGAACCGCACCGAGACGGAAGUGCUGGACAAUGAAACGGUGGUGAGCACAUACCAGGAGACGGAGACGGCGGCCUACCUCACCUACAUCGAGGGCGUCUGCGUUGUGUGGUUCACUUUUGAGUUCCUGAUGCGAAUAACUUUCUGUCCGAACAAAUGUGACUUCAUUCGGAACGCGCUCAACAUCAUCGACUUUGUGGCCAUCCUGCCCUUCUACCUGGAGGUGAGCCUCAGCGGGCUGUCCUCCAAGGCAGCGAAAGACGUGCUGGGAUUCCUGAGAGUUGUCCGCUUUGUGCGGAUCCUGCGCAUCUUCAAGCUAACCCGUCACUUUGUGGGGCUGCGAGUUCUGGGUCACACUCUGAGGGCCAGCACCAACGAGUUCCUCCUCCUCAUUAUUUUCCUUGCUCUUGGCGUCCUCAUCUUUGCCACAAUGAUCUACUACGCAGAACGCAUUGGCGCCGACCCCAACGACCCGAGAGCCAGUGAGCAUACACAGUUCAAGAACAUCCCAAUCGGAUUCUGGUGGGCGGUGGUGACGAUGACGACCCUCGGCUACGGAGACAUGUACCCUCAAACGACCUUUGGCAUGCUGGUUGGAGCCCUGUGCGCCCUGGCUGGUGUGCUGACCAUCGCCAUGCCCGUACCAGUAAUUGUCAACAACUUUGGAAUGUACUACUCCCUGGCAAUGGCUAAACAGAAACUACCAAAGAAAAAAAACAGGCAUAUCCCCAGAGCGCCCCAACCAGGCUCCCCUAACUACUGUAAGUCCAGCAUCAGCUCCCAGCAUCCAAGCCCUAUAGCCCACGACGAUGUGUUUGAGAUCAAAUUUCAAGAUUCGAAGCUGAACGGCGAAGCGGCUAAUGCAGCACUGGCCAACGAAGACUGCCCGCACAUAGACCAGGCCAUUUCUCCGGAGGAGAUCUUCAGCCCCAGCGAGCGAGAGCGGCCCUGCUUCUUGGUCACCACGGCUGAACACCCCAACCACACGGGGGGCAGAGUGAGGAGGGGUUAUGAAAAGCCUUGGAGCCUUAACAGCAUGUCUGGCAUGAGCGGGGAUGCCUCUGGAGUGUCCUCAGUGUCCGCCCUGCCCUGCAGCCCACCCUGUCUAAUGCAGCACUCACAUUCUCCCAUCCCAUCCAUUAUGUAGCAUGGUUGAGUAGCAGACACAAUGCCAUUGGAAGGGCCAGUCCACAAUCCUACCUUCUUAUCUCUCCUGUCAGACUUUGCUUUGACACUUCCUGCCUUCGCUCCUGAUUUUGUUUUCUUCUCAUUUUUGUUUGCGUUGGUUUUUCCUUUCCCUGGGACAAUGUAUCCUAACUGUGCUUAAACUUAAGCUUCCCAAGCGAUACACUUGGGUGUGUCAUCAUAUCCUAAAGUAGUCAACAUUGGCACAUGCCACUCUGCAUGGGCCACCAGAGCUGCAGACGAAGCAUUGUUCUACUGCAGGCCAACUCCUCUUUUUUUUCCUGUGUUGACAUCAUUGCCUGUUGCUCUGUUGCUUUUGAUCUCUCAUACUCUUCUGCUAAUAAGUUUGAUCUCAUUUGCUUUUUUUUUUUUUUUUGUUGAAUUUUUGUAAAAAUAUAUAUAUAUUUUUUUUUUUUCAUGAGAUGUAAUCCCUGUUGAUAGUUUGCUGGAAAUUAACUCAUUGCUUUGAAACAUAUCCAAAAGCUGUUAAGGCAACUGUCAAGCGCUUUGUGUGUUGCAAAGUAGAGACGUUUUCAUGCAGAAGUGCAAUCCAGACAAGACUCCAUGUUAACUGAGUGACCGUUAUAUAUAUUUGAACGCAACGUUCACGAUGUCCAAUGAAAUAUGGAGAUUAUGACAAUUCCUUUGAUGCCAGGGAUGGAUACAUUUAAUGUCAACAGAAUUAAAACUGUUAAUUUGCAUGAAUUGCAUGAUAAAUCAUGUUCAACCAGAAGCUAAUUGUAAUGCAGUAACUGUAAGAAAAAAAAGAGAAGAAUUUAAAAGCUUCCUAAGCUUUGUCAUUCUUAUGCAUUUCAAUACAGCUUUAGAAGAGACUCAGUCAUAGCAGAGAUUUGUAUGUAGCCACCAUUCUUUGCCUUUCCCCAACUUUAUACAUUUAUUUUCCAUGUCAUUUGACCGGGGUCUCCAACUAACACAGAGCUGUUUAACUUGAACAAAUUUGUCACAAAGCCAACAAAUGCUAUUUUAUAUGACAGUGUUUACUGGUAGUUUAGGGUUUUUAAACUCUGUAAAUACUCUUGAGCAACUUCUGUUACUGCUGUGCUGCUUGACCGGAUGCAGGACUCAUGAGACAUACGGGCGCACCUCAAUAAAUUAGUUAUUUAUUUUAUUAACUGAAGCCAAAAAGUGAAACUCAUAUUAUAUAGACUAAUUACAUGCAGAUUUAUAUAUUUCAAGCAUUUAUUUCUGUAAAUAAGACCAAUAAAAAAGAAAAAUUGAAGAAUGAGCCAUGUUUUGUCCUUCACUAUUAUAAGGACUGUUUACAAGACGGUUGUCCAGUAGGCAGACAAGUCAGGCAAAGUAAGCCAACAGAAAAAAGCUGGAUCUUCACAGAAGGUUGUGCAUUAGAAAAGUUGAAAGAAAAGAAAAUCUGUUUUCUUAAAUAUCCAUUUAAAAGGUAUUUACAACAGACAGGGAUGAUUUGGGAGCCAUGCUGGGUUUUAUAGAGUCCAAAGUGAGAGUAUUUUUCUACCAGGAACAUUUAGAGCACCUCAUGCUACCUUCAGCUGACAAGCUUUAAAGAAGUGCAGAUUUCAUUUUCCGGCACCUGUGGUGCUGGAUCUGUCGGGAAAUUCACUAGAUCUAAAUCUCACAGAGCAGGCCUUUUGCAAAACGGUCCUAAAUCAAACAUUGGGUUAAAUUUACCUGCUUGGCAAUAAAUUAAACAUUCAAUAUCCUAAUUUAAUGAACAAAUUAGUUUGAAUGUUAUAGGAAGUGAUCUGUUAAGCAUUGCAAUCCUAAAACAUAAAGUCUAUUCUUAGCAAUAAGAGCACGAUAUGGGUCACUACUUGUUGUAUUUGGUAAAAUUCAUGGACCCAAGUCAGUUUUUGAAUAAAGUAGCCCAACAUGCUACUAAAGCCAUCUGGGUUUCCUCAUUACCUCAGCAGUGGGUCGCCUCCAUGCCCCACUGCGUUGAUGCAGACGUUCCUGCAAAAGGAACCAAAGUGUUUCAGUAGGCAGUUAUAAAAAUCAUUUUUUUUAUUGGUCUUUUUUGAUAUUCAGAUUUUCUAAGAAACUUACUUAGUUUUUUAAUAGAUAUAAAUUGUAUUUAAUUCAAAAGGAAAUUAAAUAAAUGCUUUUAAAGAGAUAGUUCUGUGUGUAAUUAUUAAUAUAUACAUAUAUUUCACUUUUGAAUUCAACUACUGAAAAGUAUUUAUUAAGAUGUGCCUGUAAAACAAUGGUGCCUUCAUAUCAAGUAAAGCAGAGAGAAAGUCAGUAAGAAAUUCACACCUUAUUAAACAAAUGUUCCCAGUGUAGCAUCAUUAUGCCACUUUAUUUCCUAAAUAGGCACUUUUAGCUCCACCCUGAUCCUCUGAAUCAAAUUAAUAUCCUCUUUGGUUAUUGUUGUUACACACCAGUGAUAUCACAAUUUAAAAUUCAGCACCAAGCAAAAAAAAAAAAAAGAUAAGCUGAAAGAUAAAAGAUGAAGGAGAAAAUGAUUUUAUACUUCUCAUAUCUUGUAUAUUAAAGCACAAAAA
Messenger RNA from Poecilia reticulata (guppy), 5449 nucleotides. It is a transcript of the gene kcnc1b, whose product is annotated as potassium voltage-gated channel, Shaw-related subfamily, member 1b. Gene Ontology annotation, cellular component: dendrite membrane; presynaptic membrane; neuronal cell body membrane. Gene Ontology annotation, molecular function: protein binding; delayed rectifier potassium channel activity. The record is from RefSeq and is a predicted model, not a curated record. NCBI's taxonomy places the organism in Eukaryota, Metazoa, Chordata, Actinopteri, Cyprinodontiformes, Poeciliidae. Gene Ontology annotation, biological process: action potential; protein homooligomerization; potassium ion transmembrane transport.